AGACAAGUCUCAAAGAUCAAUGACUAUCUUCAACCUGAACAUUUUCAAGCCAAUUUAUGCACUUCAAAAAAACAGAUUCCAAAACACUGUUUUGCUUUAUUUACAAGUACUGCUGCUAAUGCUAAUCAGCAUAGUUUUAUAACCAAGAUGCGGCCUUGCAGUCAGAUUGUGAUUAGGCGAUCAGGAAACUACAAACCCCCAAUUUUGUUCGUGCAUGAUCUAGGGAGAGAGAUACGCUACACGGUCUUCUGAGCUGAAAAUGCAAGUGAAGAUGAUGCUUGAUAAAACAGUAGAGCCACUGGAUCAGUUGGAAUUGAUUGACAAUUUGCAAAGGCUGGGGAUAUCCUACCAUUUUGAGAAUGAAAUUAAGCAAAUCUUGUCAGUCAUUAACAAAAAAUAUAGCAAAAAUGAUCAACAGUCAAAGAUUGAGGAUUUAUAUGCUACGGCUUUGGAAUUCAGACUACUAAGACAACAUGGCUUUAAAGUUUCUGAAGAGAUAUUUGAUCGUUUCAAGAAUGAGAAGGGUGAGUUCAAGUCGAGGCUUUGGGAUGAUACAGAGGGAUUGUUACAACUAUAUGAAACUUCAUUCCUUUCAAUGGAAGCUGAAAGUACCCUAGAAAUGGCUACAGAAUUCUCUAUGAAAAACCUUAAUGAUCAAACUAGUAUUGAUCAGUGCCAUUCUCGAUUGGUGCACCAUGGCUUGGAGCUUCCAUUGCACUGGACCAUACUGCGGGCAGAGGCUAGAUGGUUCAUAAACAUAUACAAGGACAGGCCAGACAUGAAUCAGAUUCUGCUUGAGCUUGCUAAAUUGGAUUUCAACAUUGUUCAAGCAAAAUAUGUCUCUAGGUGGCGGAAGGGAACUUGCCUUGCCGAAAAGUUGUCAUUUGCGAGGGAUAGGCUGGUGGAAUGUUUCUUUUGGACUACUGGGGUGAUAUUUGAACCUCAAUAUGAAUUUUGUAGGAAGAUAUUGCCGAAGGUCAAUGCUUUAGUAACAACCAUUGAUGAUAUAUAUGACGUCUAUGGUACAUUAGAAGAGCUUGAAGUUUUUACAAGAAUCAUUGAAAGAUGGGAUGUCAGUUCAAUCCAUCAACUUCCAGAUUACAUGCAAAUUUGCUAUUUAGCACUCAAUAACUUCAUCAACGAAAUGGCUUACGACAUUCUUAAAGAAAAAGGGCUUAUAAUUAUUCCAUAUUUAAGAAAAGCGUGGAAAGAUUUAUGCAAAGCAUACUUACAAGAAGCAAGGUGGUACUUCAAUGGAUACAAACCAACAAUGGAAGAGUAUAUGAACACUGCAUGGAUUUCCAUAUCAACUCAUGUCAUACUAUCCCAUGCGUUUUUCGCUGUUACCAGUCCUAUAGAAAAGGAAGCUGUUCAGUACUUACUUGAUUAUCCUAAUAUAAUCCGUUGGUCGGCAACGAUUUUACGUCUUUCAGAUGAUUUAGCAACAUCAAUGGACGAAAUGAAAAGAGGUGAUGUUCCUAAAACAAUACAAUGUUACAUGAACGAAACUGGGGCUUCUGAAGAUGAGUGAAUCUUGCGAGAAUGGCACAAUACAUGUACCAGUAUGGGGAUGGAUGAUGCAGGAGGAUCCGAGUCGAGUGAUGUUGAUU
Olea europaea var. sylvestris is the source of this 1610-nucleotide messenger RNA. Its product is annotated as (-)-alpha-terpineol synthase-like. NCBI's taxonomy places the organism in Eukaryota, Viridiplantae, Streptophyta, Magnoliopsida, Lamiales, Oleaceae. Bases 260 to 1531 code for a protein of 423 amino acids. Gene Ontology annotation, biological process: diterpenoid biosynthetic process. The record is from RefSeq and is a predicted model, not a curated record. The transcript has 8 exons. Gene Ontology annotation, molecular function: magnesium ion binding; terpene synthase activity.